AUGCCCCAUUUUCCCAAGGAUUCCGGGUUCAUGGCCCAAGAUGUAUCCAGCACAAAGAAAGCUGUCACAGUCAAAAACCGUCGCAAGCGGUAUCUGGACUUACAUCCAGAAUACUUUUCGGCGGGGCUUGAGUUAGCCGACCCAUUACUAUACGAUCGCCUCAUCCGCCGAUUCCAGACAGCCCAAGAAAGGGAAGCCGAGGGACGAGCAAAGGGGUUCUCGGGUGUCCUAGAGACUGAUCUCAUGCGCUCUGAAGCCAAGAUGGAGGCGAUCUCACACCCGGAUCCCAACGCCAUGAUGAGCUACACUCGCGGCCCAGAUGGGGAGAUCCUCGCCGAGGACCGUGAUGAAAUACCCCCAAAUAAGGAGGAAGGCGAGCGGCUCUGGCGGUGGGAGAUGGGACUGCGUUUCAUGCAGGGCCAUGACUCUGAUUUCGAUUACAAUACCGUUGAUAAGAAUGAGGAUUACGAUGAUCACUCGGAUACGCAAGACCAGUAUUUCGAGGAUGAGGAGCCUGAAUGGGUGGUUGACGAUACUCGGGGGGAUGACGCUCGCCCAAAUCUACAGGGUGAAACAGGUAUUCAGGAUUUUUAG
Molecule: messenger RNA, 594 nt
Organism: Penicillium coprophilum
Lineage: Eukaryota; Fungi; Ascomycota; Eurotiomycetes; Eurotiales; Aspergillaceae
Exons: 2
Coding region: 1-594 (197 amino acids)
Source: RefSeq, a predicted model, not a curated record